UAGCAGACAACGGAAGUCCGGUGUGUAACGGCGGCCAGCGACUGAGUCGAUCAUGUCGGAUCUGGACACCGUGAUUGUGACCUUUCAGACCCAGCUCUCUGAUGUGAUGGAGGCUGUGGUGAAGACGGCGAUGUUUGAGGUCACCAGGCUGGUGGAGGACGUUCUCCUGGUGGAGGUGAGGCGCGGUAAGCAGGAGGUGGAGUCCCUGAGGCUGCAGCUGCAGAGGACCAGCUGCGAUGGAGGACAGACCAGAUGUGCUGGCUGUGCGAGGCUACACUCAGAUCAGAGUACAGACACUACUGAAGUGGGGCCCCCAAACCUCCAGGAUGACAUGAGGAGGUGUGAUGUGGAGAAUCCAAGUCAGAUGUCAAACCACAAACAAAGCAAAGUAGCAUCACCAAACCAUCCACCAGCCAUUCAGAGCUCCCACAGAGAAUCACAGACAAGUGAAGAAGAGGAUCUGAUCCCAAGCAUGGACAUGAAAGAAGAAGUACAGAUGCUAUCGUGUUCUUCUCUGCAUCUGAAAAGGUGGAGUAAUACUCUGGAUGAGGAUCAGACAGAAAUGCUCAUGACUACAGACCAGCCUAACGUUUCAGCUUUUGAACUGGACUCCAGUUGGGCUGGUCUGCCUGCUGCAGCAGCUGGACUUCUGCAGAAUCACAGACUCAGUUCUGAAAAGGAAUCGGAUCCAGUGAAGGCUAAAGGUUUUGGAAAGCAGGCAGAACAUGUGCGUGCUGACUCCGUCAGAGCCGAAGCUCAGUUCAACCCAAACAGAGAUCGGCUUUCGUCCUCAGGAUCCCCUCAAGCCAGAUUGCAACCCAGCAACGCACUGGGCGUGACCGUCAAAGAGGAAGUUACCGAUUCGCAUGGAUGUAAGGAGAGCGGGCACGCCGAGGAGGCAAUUCAAGAAGCUGGAGCGCCGUCUUUCAGCUGUUCAGCACAGCAACGCAGCGGGAACUCUGAAGUCCAACAAACAAACCACAUUUACCAUAAAACCUCCAUGCAGGAGGUCAUGAAGCUGCAUUCUAAUAAGAGUAAGGUUCUCAGAUUACAGGCAGCGAUGCAACAUCUGCACCGGCCGCUGAAAAAGCCGCCCCAAACACUCCCAAGUAGCCCCACAGCAGCACUGUCUACAGCCCACGCUCAGGUUGUAAAUGUAAAUCUGAACCGGACUUCCUCUUCAAAUAAAACAGUUGCUGCUCCCCCUCUGUCAGUGCACCGUGUCCACCCCGGUGGCAAACACACUUCAAGUCUGAUUCGAACUGGUGUCUCGUGGGCGGGCAUGAAACCCCACCAUCAGUCUGCUAACUGUGACAACCCCAACGUUUCCCAGCCCAGCUCUCAGCUCUACACCGGCUCCAGGCAGCUCCUGCGCUGCGGGCAGUGCGGCAAGUGCUUCCCCCACCCCAGCAACCUGAGAGCCCACCUGCAGACGCACACGGGCGAGCGGCCGUUCUGCUGUUCGCUCUGCGGUCGCAGCUUCACCAAGCUGAGCAACCUGAAAGCCCACCGCCGCGUCCACACAGGAGAGAGACCGUACUGCUGUUUGGCCUGCGGCAAACGCUUCACCCAAAAAUGCAACUUAAAACGCCACCAGAGGAUCCAUCUGGACAUGUGACGAUCGUGAAGAGGAAAACUAAGACAAACUGCUGCAGAG
Messenger RNA from Nematolebias whitei (Rio pearlfish), 1657 nucleotides. RefSeq names its product zinc finger protein 37. The coding region runs from base 53 to 1618 and encodes 521 amino acids. Gene Ontology annotation, molecular function: DNA-binding transcription factor activity, RNA polymerase II-specific; RNA polymerase II cis-regulatory region sequence-specific DNA binding. NCBI's taxonomy places the organism in Eukaryota, Metazoa, Chordata, Actinopteri, Cyprinodontiformes, Rivulidae. Gene Ontology annotation, biological process: regulation of transcription by RNA polymerase II. The transcript has 4 exons. The record is from RefSeq and is a predicted model, not a curated record.